AUGAAUAACAGCACAAAGAUUGAUUACAGGAUGUCGAACGAAAUAGAUACGCUUCUUGCCACUAAAAAAGAUGCCUUCCACCAUCCAUACACUCCUUAUGCCAUCCAGCUCGAGCUCAUGGAGAAGAUCUACUCAGCGUUGCAAGAUAACUACAAAGUGGGAAUCUUUGAGAGUCCCACAGGUACUGGUAAGACACUAUCGAUCAUUUGUGCUGCCAUGAGCUGGCUAAGAAACCAUAAGAAGUCACAGAUGCUUUCGCAACAGGAUAAUGGUGGCAAUGCUGCCGAUGAUGAUGAUGACGAUGACGAACCAGAUUGGGUGAAAGAGACCUAUUAUAAGAGCCAUCUUGGAGAUACCAAGGGCUUGAUGGAAGAAUACGAAGAACAUCUCACCCAGUUAGACAAAGAGUACCUGGAUAUUUAUACUGGUGAUUAUGAUAGCGAAGAUAAUCAAGGAGAAUUUAGAAACAGCUACGAAGUUGCCGGAUCGACGAAACGGAAAUCUACUGCUGGAAAUCGAAGGCCACGGAAAAAAAUUGCCAUAGAAAUCGAGAAUAAUGACGAAGAUUUUCUUCCUGAUGAUUACAUUGAUGGUAGUGGUAUCGACGCAAACAAAUCAAUGGCCCAACGGAACGCUGAGUUAAACCAGGAAAUCAAAUCGAUGAUUAAAACCAUUGAAACCAAACGAGCUCAGAAUGCCAAACUCGACCGAAUCGAGAAAUUGUUCAGUGAUAGUGAUACCGCCGCGGUUAAGGUGUUCUUUACUUCACGAACCCAUUCUCAACUUUCGCAAUUUGCUGAACAACUUGCAAUGACCAAAUUCCCUUCAUCUAUAGAUAAUAUGAUAGUGAAUGAAAAGAUCAAGUACUUACCUAUGGGCUCCAGAAAACAAUUAUGUAUCAAUUCCAAAGUCUCGAAAUUGGGAAACAACUCUUUAAUUAAUGAGGCGUGUUUAGAUCUUAGAAAGAAAAAAACUAGCGGUAGUCUGGAAAAGGACAAACCUCACGAAGGCUGUCAGUAUUAUCAAAAUUAUCAAGACGAUUUACGAUCCACGGGUCAGUUGAAUAAAAUGGUACGAGAUUUAACUUUUGGGCAAGUGCACGAUAUAGAAGACCUUGCCCAGAUUGGCAGGCGGUUCAAGAUCUGUCCUUAUUACUCGACGGUCAAGCAAUCAUCUGAUUUCUCUGCCAUGUCUGAAGUGGUAUCAUUGCCGUACCAGCUCCUUCUUGAUGCGGAUAUAAGACAGCAAUUGAAUAUUGAUCUCAAGAAUUCAAUUGUUGUCAUUGAUGAAGCACAUAAUUUGAUAGAUACUAUUACUUCGCUUAAUUCCGCUAGCAUGACGUUACGAGAACUACGGUCUUUGGCCGGUAAUUUGCGAGGGUAUUUUGUAAAAUUUAUGAAACGGCUCAAUAGUGGCAACCGGAUAAAUCUUUUAAAACUCACCAAAGUGUUGAACAAGUUGAUUGACUUUGUAAUCAAUUAUGAGAAAAUCCAUAAAAAAAAAAUCAAGAACGGUCUAGAAAUCGACGCCAACGAAAUGUUGAGUGCCGGGGGUGGUGAUUUGAUAAACAUUUACAGUUUGGAAAAGUACUUAAGAGAAUCAAAAGUGGCGUACAAGAUUGAGAAUUACGUAUCAGUGAAAGACCAAGUCCAAGGCAGUAGUAGUAAUCAUACCCCGUUAUUGUUCAAAUUCAUCAAAUUCUUGAAAUUGGUUACCAACCCUUCCAAAGAAGGGAAACUCUUCUUUAAUAUUGAAACCUCAUCGUUGCCACCAUCGGACAAAUUCGAUAACAUUUCUAUGAAUUAUUUGCUUUUGAACCCAGUGGAGAUGUUUAGAGAGGUGGUAGAAAAUAGUAAAUGCGUGCUUCUAUGUGGGGGGACCAUGGAGCCAAUCACUGACUUCACUGACUUUUUAUUUCCUUAUCUAAACUUCGACCGAGAUAUUUUGACGUUUUCUUGUGAACAUAUCGUGCCAAAGGAAAACAUUUCCGUGAUCCCGGUGUUGCAAAGCCAUGGUGGCAUGAAGUAUGACUUUUCAUUUACUAAUAGAAACAACCACUCAAUGAUUGUUCAACUAGGACAAGAUAUUCAGAGUAUCCUUAGUAAUGUGCCACAUGGGAUGGUGAUUUUUUUCCCUAGUUACAAGUACUUGAAUGAAGUUAUCAAGGUGUGGACUGCAGAUAAAGCUUUUUGGAGCCACUUCACUGCCACCAAAAGGGUAUUUUUCGAGCCCAAGGAUAGCGGGGACGUUGAAAAAAUGUUGGACCAGUACCUGGAACAUAUUUCCGGUGAUGUCAAAGGAGAAUCGACCUCCACCACCAACACUGGUGCAGUGCUUCUUUCGGUAGUCGGCGGGAAAGUAUCUGAAGGGAUCAAUUUUUCUAACGAUUUGGCCCGGGCAGUCAUCAUGAUUGGCCUCCCGUACCCAAAUCUUUUCAGUGGGGAAAUCAUCAGUAAGCGAAAAUACCUCGAAGACACGGUGCUUCAACAACCAGGGGGCACUCCCCAGGCUGCCAAAGCGAAAUCGGUGGAGUUUUAUGAAAAUUUGUGCAUGAGGGCGAUUAAUCAGAGCGUGGGGCGGGCAAUUAGAAACAUCAACGAUUACGCCAUGAUUUAUUUAAUUGAUCAACGGUUCGGGAACCGCAAGAUUCAAGAAAAGUUGAGUGGGUGGAUCAACAAGCGGAUCAUUGAUGGAGAAGGAGCAAGGUCGAUAGAUGAGAUCAUGGGUGUCACGAGGGAUUUCUUCAAUUAUCAUAAGAACAGGAAAUUGUCGUGA
Messenger RNA from Saccharomycopsis crataegensis, 2775 nucleotides. RefSeq names its product DNA helicase (gene CHL1). NCBI's taxonomy places the organism in Eukaryota, Fungi, Ascomycota, Saccharomycetes, Ascoideales, Saccharomycopsidaceae. The record is from RefSeq and is a predicted model, not a curated record. Bases 1 to 2775 code for a protein of 924 amino acids. Gene Ontology annotation, biological process: nucleobase-containing compound metabolic process; establishment of sister chromatid cohesion. Gene Ontology annotation, cellular component: nucleus. The transcript has a single exon. Gene Ontology annotation, molecular function: ATP binding; DNA binding; DNA helicase activity.